AUGACGAAACUCAGAAAGCUAAAUCGACCCACUGGUCAUCGUAUGUCCAUGCUCAGAACUUUGGUGUCCCAGUUGAUUAAACAUGAGAGGAUUGAAACCACAGUUGCAAAGGCAAAAGAGAUUCGUCGUCUUGCUGAUAACAUGGUACAGCUUGGGAAAGAGGGUUCACUGUGUGCUUCAAGGCGUGCUGCUGCAUUUGUUAGAGGGGAUGAUGUUAUUCACAAGCUAUUUUCAGAAUUGGCUUACCGUUACAAGGACAGAGCAGGUGGUUACACAAGGAUGCUUCGAACCCGCAUAAGAGUUGGUGAUGCUGCACCAAUGGCCUACAUUGAGUUCAUCGAUAGAGAAAAUGAGCUUAGACAGUCCAAACCACCAACCCCUCAACCACCACAGAGAGCUCCUUUUGAUCCCUGGACAAGAUCGCGGCUUACCAGGCAGUUUGCACCCCCUAAAGAAGAAAAGAGCUCUGAUCCCGAAAUAUGA
Dovyalis caffra is the source of this 483-nucleotide messenger RNA. NCBI's taxonomy places the organism in Eukaryota, Viridiplantae, Streptophyta, Magnoliopsida, Malpighiales, Salicaceae. The record is from the annotation of a GenBank genome assembly.